Glossina fuscipes is the source of this 564-nucleotide messenger RNA. Its product is annotated as ring canal kelch homolog. Gene Ontology annotation, molecular function: protein binding. NCBI's taxonomy places the organism in Eukaryota, Metazoa, Arthropoda, Insecta, Diptera, Glossinidae. The transcript has 2 exons. The coding region runs from base 173 to 544 and encodes 123 amino acids. The record is from RefSeq and is a predicted model, not a curated record.
GCAAAUAUUAUGAAGAAGUGUGAAUCACUUGAUUUAAUCUGCACAAAUCCAAAAAAUCAACAUAUCAGGAGAAUCGUUUUAUGGUAAAUAUCGUUGCAGAAUCGGAAUUACGGGUGUGAUCUUAAGCAACAAGAUUGAUAUUUAUUUAUGACUCGCAAGGACGUUCAGGACAAUGCAUCAACAAUUUAUUUUGUCGAUGAGUUGCGAAUUAAAACAGCGUUCUCUUGACGUCAUAAACGAAUUGCGCAAACAAAAUCUGCUGUGCGACGUUACCCUGUUAGUUAACAAUAUGGAAAUACCAGCUCAUAAAGUAGUCUUGGCGGCGUUGAGUCCUUACUUCUGUGCCAUGUUUAUAGAGUCACAACAAGAUCGAAUUAUCCUACAGGGCGUCGAUCCUCAUGCUCUUAAACUCCUUAUCGAAUACAUGUACACAUCAACGUUAGAAAUCAAUAAGGAAAAUGUCGUAGAGCUGUUAACCGCAGCCAAUCUUUUGCAAUUAACCGAUGUUCGAGACGCCUGCUGUGACUACUUACGAACUCAGUAAUACAUGUGCAAUUUACUUUU